Dermacentor andersoni is the source of this 8936-nucleotide messenger RNA. RefSeq names its product sal-like protein 1. Gene Ontology annotation, cellular component: nucleus. The record is from RefSeq and is a predicted model, not a curated record. Gene Ontology annotation, biological process: regulation of transcription by RNA polymerase II. NCBI's taxonomy places the organism in Eukaryota, Metazoa, Arthropoda, Arachnida, Ixodida, Ixodidae. Gene Ontology annotation, molecular function: DNA-binding transcription factor activity, RNA polymerase II-specific; RNA polymerase II cis-regulatory region sequence-specific DNA binding.
AUGUCCCGACGGAAGCAAGCUUGUCCCAGUAGGCACAUCGCGUCACCAGCGUCAAGCUCCCUCUGCGUCGGGAAUAGCCACAACGGUUCGGGCCGAGGCGGGAGCAGCACUGGCGGCGAGGAAGAAAGCAGCGACGACGAGCACGUGUGCGGCCGCUGCCGCGCCGAGUUCCCCACUCUAGACCAUUUCUUGGCCCACAAGCGGUGCUGCCCAAGCGUCGAGACGAUGGGGAUGCCGGGCAGUACGCCGAGUCGGCUAUCGUGCAGCGAUGACGAUGCGGCUGGCCGCCAGUCAGCGUCGGACGUGGCCGAGGUGGACGAGGAACCCUUGGCGGCGGCUGCAGCUGCACGACUACCCUCGACACAUGUGGCGCUGGAGGCUUUGCAGAGUACCAAGGUGGCCGUGGCGCAAUUCGCCUACGGCAGCACCGGAGGCCCCGCUGAGAUAGCUGCGCUACACGAGGCACUGAUGGCACUGCAGCAACAGCAAGUCGUGCAGCUGCACAUCAUUCAGCAGCUGCAGGCAUACGUGGGUGCCACCCCUACGCUUCCCGUGAACCUGACCAGGGCGGCGGACACUACACCGACUCCGCCGCCACCGCCGCCGCCGCCGGUGCCCCGGACGGAGCCCAGUCCCGAUGCCCCGGGACAGACACACGCGACCCCGCCGCCGCCGAACACCGCGGUAGACCUGGCCGCCAAAGAGAGCGCGGCACCCGAACCGGCCGAGCCGCCCGCGGAGGCGCCUCUUGGGGAGUCCAUCUCCGGCGGUGCCCUGCUGGUUGCGCCGCCCGCUGGACCGCCGCCACCGGAUGAGCCCAACACGCUCGAGCUUCUGCAGCGACACACUGAGAAGGCGCUGCAGGACACCAUGAGCGGCGGCUCGUUCCUGCUCAACGGUCUCGGCUCCCCGGACCCGAGUCGCUUGCGUAGGAAGGACGGCCGGCCCGACGAGGCUUACUUGCGCCAUCGGUGUCGCUUCUGCGGCAAGGUGUUCGGCAGCGACAGCGCGCUGCAAAUCCACAUCCGCUCCCAUACCGGGGAAAGACCCUUCAAGUGCAACGUCUGCGGGAACAGGUUUUCAACGAAGGGCAACCUGAAGGUGCACUUUCAAAGACACCGUGCAAAGUACCCACACGUGCGAAUGAACCCGCAUCCUGUUCCGGAGCACUUGGACAAGCAUUUCCCGCCGUUGGAGCCUCCCGGGGAUCGCAGCCCGACAUCGCCGUCCGGCGCCACGUCGUCACCGCCACCGUCGCUAACACCCGCACUGGCGCUACAGACAGCUCCUUUGGGCGUCUUGGUCAAACCAGGGCCACCAGUGCCACGACCUGAUGACCUUGUCGGGCCCAGUUGCAGUGGGACGCUGGCGUUACGAGCCACGGGCACCAGAAGCAUAUCUCCUGGAACUGAAACAACCAAUGUGACUACAUCAAUGGGCUCUCCGCCGCUUGAAGAUGAACGCCCUUUGAGCCUUAAAGCUGAGCCAGAGGAUGACGUAGAUGACAAGGCGUCGGACGAAGACCGGGACUCCGGCGGCGUCAGCUGUUCCGCUGAUGACUCCAUGCCGUUCACGUCAGGCGGAUCAUUCAUGAGCGGCUCCUUCUCGGCGCUUCCGACGACCGCGGACACAGCAGUGCCACUCCAUGCGGAUCCCGCGUUCUACCAAGACUUGCUGCCGAAGCCUGGAAGUAACGACAACUCGUGGGAAACUCUCAUGGAGGUGACGAGGCCGUCUGAGACAUCCAAGCUGCAGCAACUGGUCGACAACAUUGAGCACAAGCUGAGUGACCCGAACCAAUGCGUGAUCUGCCAUCGUGUGCUCAGUUGCCGCAGUGCUCUGCAGAUGCACUACAGGACACACACCGGUGAACGGCCGUUCCGUUGCAAAAUAUGCGGUCGUGCGUUCACCACGAAAGGAAAUCUUAAGACACACAUGGGAGUUCAUAGAGUCAAACCACCACUACGUGUACUUCACAAGUGCCCCGUCUGUCACAAACAGUUCACUAAUUCCCUCGUUCUCCAACAGCAUGUCCGUAUGCAUGGUUCUGAAAGCUUACAUCCGACGGCGAGUUUUCAAACAAGCUCGCAGAGGCCAACGCCACCACCAAAGACUUCUUCGUCACCUCCACUGAGCUCUCCAACUUCACCAACGCCUGAACAAAAGAAAGAAGAGGGGCGGUCACCCUCUCCGCAGCCUCUGUUGCGGCCUCUGAGUCCUGAGCGCCCACCAUCUCAACUUACUUCAUUAGCUGCCCUCGAAAAUCAGGUGAAGGGCAUAAAGACAUCGCUGCAAGUGCCAGCAUUGCCUUUUGGCCCCUUCGGCAUCGGUCUUUCGUCUGGUUUCGGGCGUUACGAUGAACAGUCACUUCUCUUAAAUCGAACGCCAGAAGCUGGACAGCGGUCUCCGGCGUUUUCUCCGCGAGCUGGAUCUGAACUGUCAACUGGUGACGAUAGAUCGACUCCAGGGGCGCCUUCGCCGUCUGGUGGAACUUCACCGCCCGUGAACGGUGGGCCGCUAGAUUUAACGCCGCGGACUUUGCUGGGUCGGCCAGCCGACAAUUUUUCUGGCCGAUUCUUCGCCGCGCCGCCGCUGGGAGGGCUGCCGUUUCCUGGAGCAGCGCCCGGCCGCCCGAACACAACAUGCCAGAUAUGCUUCAAGACGUUUGCCUGCAACAGUGCUCUCGAGAUCCACUAUCGGAGCCACACCAAAGAGCGACCGUUCAAAUGCAGCGUCUGCGAGCGGGGCUUCUCCACCAAGGGAAACCUCAAGCAGCACAUGCUGACGCACAAGAUCCGAGACUUGCCGGCCACCUUGUUCGCUGCCACCCCUACCUCGAGUGCGAGCGCACCGAGUCCGGCACCGAGCCCCGGGCGCUCUAUGAGCCCUGCCGAUCAGCGACACGGCACCAGCCCCGAGGAGAAUCGGACCAAAAGGAUGGAGCCGGUGGCCGCUCCGCCGGGCGUGCCGCCGCCGCCGCCGCCGCAGCCCCGACGGCCUCCCGGGCUGCCCAGGCACGUGUGCCACGUGUGCAACAAGCCCUUCUCGAGCUCUAGUUCUCUCCAGAUCCACAUGCGCACACAUACUGGUGACCGGCCCUUCAAGUGCUCUGUGUGCGGCCGCGCUUUCACCACCAAGGGCAACCUCAAAGUGCACAUGGGCACGCACAUGUGGAACAACGGCAGUUCGCGCCGCGGCCGCCGCAUGUCCAUUGAGCUCCCGUCGCUGCUGAGUGGUCCCAAGGCCGACUUCGCGCCGCCGCCGCCGCCACCCCACGAGCUCUUUUACCCUUAUCUUGGGCCGGCCUACCUUAAUGGCAUGCUGGGACCGAAGGCGAACGAGAUCUCCGUCAUCCAGGGCGCCAGCACCGAGCCCCGACCGGGAGACGAGGCCGAGCCGCACAAUGGCGCCUGGGCCUGGAAGAUGGCCUGCAACUUGUGCGCCAAGAUUUGCGGUUCAUCGCUCGAGCUCGAGGCUCACCUCAAGGCGCACCACCGCAAGGAACUGGAGGUCCAGUCGCCUGACAACGUGGCCGUCUGAGGCCGCCCGCACCCCUAGUCCAUGCCCUUCCCCAUUCCUGUAGCCCAAGCGGCCCUUCCCCGUAACUUAUUGUCUCGCCCUCAUCCACGAGUUGGUUAUGUCUUCUGUGAUAGUGCACCUCCACGACCUCCCGAACUGCCGAAACUGUUUUUUCUCCCCUUGUGUAACCUAGUUUUCAUUGGUUAGGCUCUCGCCAGUCGCAGCCCUCGGCGCAGCCCCGGAGUGUACAGUGUUUCUGCAGGGGUCGCCCGAGCGGCGCGGCCGUGUAACCCUCUCCUCCCCUCCCCAACACCCCUAGGCGCCAGCCCCCGCCAGCCAGCCGUCGGGCACAGCACCAGCUGAGGGCCGGGGGGACCACGCGAGUGAUACCUGGGCUGUGAUAUGUGUGGUGCCCCUGGCCCUUUUUGAGUAACGCGUUCCCCACACCUUUCGACCUCCCUUCCACGCGCGCCAUGCUCUUCGACGGCAAAAUACACUGGGCAUUCCAUUGCUACACACACGCGCAAGCGGAUGCAUUCCGUACCUCCUCCCUGUUGUUCUGUCUUCCUCUCCAAGCCCUGGGCCGUCCCUGUUCAGGCGUAGCGCUCGACGGACCCCGUGAACUCCUGCCGCCCUCUCCAAAUCCCCAUAUUCGUUUCUCACUGGGCACGGUAAUGUGCACGUGCUUCGGGCGACGACCGCGAACCGUGACACAAAGGCCAACAAAUCACGUGACAUCGCCAGCCACUGUUUGUACUCUCUUCGAGAUGCUCUCUGCAGCGUUGUUGAAGCCACAGGCGCGAGGGCAUAGAUUACAGUGAGGAACAAAGCGUGCGAUAUCACGUGUACGAUGUGAGCUAGGAAAGCUGUUAAACGUUGCCGAAAUCGCGGAACUCCAACAAUAAAAAAACAGAGACCGACUCGAUAGGGCGUAAGGAACGCCCCUGUCUCCAAUUAACCGCCAAUUUAGGCUCGUGUCUAUAAAAAACAGACUUUCUUGAGCCACAGCGAACAGAAAAAAACGGUUCUCAUCUUUUCUUGUUCGCCGAACAUCAUUAUUUGGUCCUUUCAAGUGUUGUCAGAAGUCCACCAUCCUGGAGUCUGCUUAACAGUGUUGUGAAUAACGUAGUUCUAAUUGCAUUAUGACUAGCGACAGCAUUGUUGGGCAAGCAAAACUUAAGUUGACGGAGAUGGUCCUUUCCUUUUUUGCCUAAUUUAUGCCGAGGUUAGUUCAGUUUUUUUUAUGUGUAAUUGUAUUUCCCUUUUUCUCUGUUCAGGAGAGAUGUCGGCACUGAGAGAACUGAUACGCACAACGCACUACUUUGAGAGCAUGGAUAAACGAAGGACAGUUCGCAUCAAGGAAGGGCUAGGCGAAGCCUGAGAUUCUUGCAGAAUCCCCACUUUUCUUUACAAAUUUGUUUGAGUUAUGUCUGCGUUCCCGUGGUUUCAGUAUAUUAGCGCUGCCCUUUUGAUGGGUAUAAUGUUACCCACGACGUGUUAACUUCACCUCAACGUAAUGACCUUGAUGUCAAAUGCUGGAGUGUUACACUGUAAACGCUGCUAAAUGACCUACAUCAUAGCACCUGGAACUUCGCGGUAAGCACAGGCGAUGAUACGUGGACUUUGUGGAAUAUGCUGAGGGGUAGCAAAUAUAAUUGAGUAAACAUUUCAGCUAUACGAAAUUUACAUUUAUUUCGUCGUCUCUUGUGCCGUAAAUGAAGUCGCUAUGAAACGCCGUGUGUGGUUGCGUUCACCUUUGCGCAACGAAAGUAACUAGUUUAGUAGACAACGCUAACAGGUCUGUUUCGUCGUAGGUUACGUGAGCAAAUGAACCAGUGGUGCGUGUGCGUUUCAAGAAACUUUCUUUUGUUUCAGGAAAAGAAACAAACGUUUCAUCAUGCCACUUUUCUGAAAAAAGUUCAUUGCGCUGCCUAAAUCACGCUGCAUGUUUUCUUUUCGUCCUAAUAUUCUUUCAAUUCCACAACUACACACUUCGCGUAACAACGCAGGGUGCUGCGAUUGCAGAACGUGUUUUCAUCCUUUUGAACAAAUAUUUACGAGGACGCCUGCCUUCUGUCUUAACCUCAUUUACACGUUCGCGAUCGCUCUCUUGGCUUAAAAAACAAACAAACAAAAAAAAACUUGUGCUUUAAAGUUGCAGUCUAAACGAACAAUAAUUAAGAUUAGGGACUUUUCUCAAAAUAAGCUGAACGGAAAGAAAGCUUGAACUUGGAACUGCGUUGCUAAUACUCACAAGCAGUCAUUUCUGUUUUGCUGUCUCGGCAUGUCAUUUACGACAUGCAUUGUCCAGACUUUGAAUGUGAACGCGUGGAAUAGCACGACGCUUCGGAACACGCUAAGCGGUCGUCACCAGAUUGCAUCUGCAUUGCCAGAAAGGUCAAUAUUCAGGCAGAUCUCCAGUAGUGUCGAGUUUAGUUAAUUAUUCGUAACGUCUUCUUUUUCUAGAUGUUCAAAUUACCCAGCAGUAUUACAUAUACGGCCAUCACACGGGGACAUAGAUGUACGAAGGCUCGGAAAUAUGCGCACGAAGACGCUGUGCCUUUGUUUAGAUGUUUCGCGCAGGUCGUUAGUACAUGAGAUCACUACAUACAAGCGGCAGGGAUACUGCCAUUAUUCUCUACGUGUCAUUUGUUAUGCAUCGGGCGACAAAGUAGCUGACACGCGUUUUGGGCAUUCGUUGCGUAAAUGUCUAGGCACACGACCGUGUUUGCGAUAAUUGACAGAUUCACUUGCGUAAUAUCGCUUUGCAGUGCACGGUGUUUGUUUACUUUGGAAACAAUACACAAUUAUCCGUCUGGCGCUUGCUAUACAGUGCUCGGAAUUCCAUGAUGGCAGAAGCGAAACUGAAGUGUUCAAAGGGAUGCGAGCUACGUAGCACCCUGCGUGUAGUCGGCUCUGAAAUGUUACUUGAAUGUUACAAAGAAAUUAAUGUUAUUUUGCCCUUGCACUUAGGCUGCAAUGUUGCGUACGGACGACGCCUCGUGGCUUAUAAGUGCUUCGCUCUCGGUUACAGCUCUUUCCUGGUCGGUACAAGAAAUGUAUCAUGCCCUUACAGGCAUCUUUAAGCUGUACGGUCGCCGUCCGUACGGGGGAUUUUAACGCCAGUGAGCUGGGGACUAAGCACACACACACAAAAAAAAUAUUUUGUUCUCUAAUUUUCGUAAUCAUUCAUGCAAGACUCCGCAUACAAGUCUAGCGUACAUUGCGUCCUGUGAUACGAAUUGUGUGGCGCGAUUCACUGGCGUAUUCAAAGACUUAUGACCAUGUUUACGGAUUUCGUUUACUUUCCGAUCCUCAUGUUUUAAGUUAAUGAUGCGCUUUAAUUCCUCCCAAGUAGGCUGGCACUUGUUUUUUGCUAUUGUGCUUCUCGGGAGUUAGCUUUUCGUGAAAAUGCUGGUGUGCCAGAGUUGCAGUAGUUUCUCACGUGUGUCGGAAGGCGGUAAACUUGAGGCGUUUUUCUCUGUGUAGCCCGGCGUUCGUUCCACCUUUUUCCUUCUUUAUCUUGCAAGGAGUGAUGCUAAUUGUAUACAUGGUGUAAUACUCAGCACAUCAUUAUUUUCUUUUUCUCUCGAAAGCGCGCAGUGUGCGCGCGCAUGCCUUAUUUUUCGUUAGCGACAUUUACAUUACCUUUUGUGUUGUUGAUAUGGAAAUUGUGGCGUCACGUACACGUACCAUAGUGACGCCGCGGGCGGACUGUGGCAGCAUUCUUUCCUACCCCAGUGGCGUGCAUUCGUUGACUUUGUGGUCCAACAUCUUCGGCCCCCUGGAUCUGACCGUCGUUGCGUGCUGUCUUUUUAAUCGAUAGGGGGAUUCGUUCUGUGUUUUCUUUUCAACGAUUACGUCAGACGGACGUGAUCAUCCUUGGGGCAGUGCUCCGCCAGCCAUCGUGUCAACAGAAACACUCCGGAGAAAGCUAUUUUUGUAACACUUGUAGCGGUUGUCAACGCUGCCUGGCGGAACACUGCUCGCCUGGCAUCUUCCGCGCGCCGGCGGCCAACCGAGGAACAAAAGUGAACGCUCAUGGGGCAGCGCAACGACAGCGAGAGAAUUAUCACCGAUCAAACUGUGGGACUCGGAACAAACACUCUGUCUGUACCCAACAAGUUUCGGCAUGUGUUUACCCUCGCCUUGCCUACUCACGCUGCUGGCUGAUUACCCUCACGUUGCGCAGUGCCGAUAGCUGGUUUUGAGACUGUUUUUUCUGUCAUGGUGCCUCGGUUUCGUUUCUGAGCGCUGUCGGCGCGAACACACUCACUGUUGUAUAGUCAAACUGCCAUGUUCACUCCUGCAAGUCGCUGGAAGGGACCAUGAAGGGAAUAACACGAACAGUGUUCAGCACUUAGGUUGUCCUGCCGCGAAGGAUGGCAGAUUGCAAGCCCGAUAGAUGCGGAAGAAGUGUCGUUUAACCUAUACUGCGGCCGCUGUAAUUCUUCUCUCGGGGCCCUUAUUCGAGAACCGCAGUUCACAUUUAGUUUAUGUUUCUGGGAAAAAAAAAGAAAAAGAAAUAUUGUUAGCAUUUGUUGUGGCAUAGUUAUGUGAGUUUUAGCAAUUGCUAACUGGCCUGGUUUCGAAGAUGUGUAAAGAGCUCAAAACGGGUUUCUCACGUAGUACCUUAAGUGAUAACGCGCAUGAUACUAAGUUGAACUUAUUGUAAUUUUCAUUGAAAAAAAAAGGAGAAAGUGAUUAUGUACUAUUACGCUACGAAUCAGAGCGCUAAUAGAAACGGUGCUCUCGCGUGAUUCAUUAAAUGCGCUUGAUCGCUGUAUAAUAAUAGAAUAAAAUAGACUAAAAUAGUUGCCCAUCUGGUGACUUAACAAGUAAGCGUGGAACAAGUUCGUGAUGACUUUCAUGGUCCCUUAAAUGUGAUUAUUGCCGCACAAUUCUGAACAGCUCUCAGCAAUGCAGAGCCUGGCCCAUUAUGUUACACGCAGUGUCAAGGUUUACAAUAUUUACUUAUUAUGCUUCUGACAUUGGUUCAUAAGUCACAAGGAAGUGCUUUACGAUCACUUCAACACAAUAGCAAAGAAGUGAGUUCUUUUCGUCAUGCGCUAUGCGCAAGGAGUUGCGCGCCGGGGCUAGAAAUAUGUCAAAUGGAUUGUGUGUGGGAUGAGCAUUGUGCUGUGCAUGCAACGUCUGAGAUGUCAUCACCGUGGAAGGCAAAGUCAUGAGCUGUGCUCAGGCACCUUAUCUUCCCAACUUUUUCGAGCCCUCCUGGCAUCCCACAUGUAUCUGUGAACACCCUCCAGUGGCCUCUCUUUGUACGCUCCAGGAGGCAGCAGAAUAAAGCAAACGAGGACAUCGCCAUGGAAAUACAUCGUGCCGAGCGAUAAAUAAAACUCAACUUUAGCCGGAGGUCGAGCGGGAAAAAAAACUAUGUAGCCUGUGUUGUCGUCUUU